Molecule: messenger RNA, 4280 nt
Organism: Sorghum bicolor (sorghum)
Lineage: Eukaryota; Viridiplantae; Streptophyta; Magnoliopsida; Poales; Poaceae
Product: probable mixed-linked glucan synthase 6
Exons: 3
Coding region: 640-3525 (961 amino acids)
Biological process (GO): cellulose biosynthetic process; plant-type primary cell wall biogenesis
Cellular component (GO): plasma membrane; trans-Golgi network
Molecular function (GO): cellulose synthase (UDP-forming) activity; mannan synthase activity
Source: RefSeq, a predicted model, not a curated record
CUUCUUCCUUCAUCAUCUCUUUCUCUCUCACAAAACACACAGAGUCGGCGCGAGGUUUCCCCCCCUGAUUACCCAUAUAAAUCCUGAGGCAGGGGGUGCUUGCCUUCCAUAACUCACCAGUCCACCACGCAUAUCCAGCUCGCUCCCUCUCACUCACACGCGCAUAGGGACAGACCCAGACGCGCACAUUUGACAGAGCAGCUGAGUGAGUAGAUACCUAUACAGCUACAGAGUGUGAAGAAAAGACAGAGAGGGACGUGUACAGACGCGUACAAAAAUACAGAGGGAACUUAGCUAGCCUUGCAAAAAAAAAAAAAAAAAACCCACCCGACCGACACUCGGCUAGUGAAUUCCGGCCCAUAUUUUCUAUAUAUCCCGUCCCUCCCCCCACGUACUUUACUCGGCAUCUCCUCUCCCCCUCCCUCCUCGCCCCCGCGCCACCACCACCACCACCUUCUCUUCCACCCUCAGCCCCUCCCCUUCUCAUACAAACCAGAAGAGCAGAGGAGGCAGCAGCAGCAGCUUCGCAUUCCUGGUCUCCGUCCUCCAAUCCCACGCUCUUCUCUCUUGCCUCGAGAGAGAAGAGCCACCACCGUCGUCCGACAAGCAGAGAGAGGGUGCGAGGGCGCAGCCGGCAUUAUGGCGCCGGGCGGCGGAGACGGCCGGCGCAACGGCGAGGGACAGCAGCAGGCGAACGGCAACAACAACAACAACAACAGCAACGCUAAGGCUAAGCACGGGUGCGUGUGCGGGUUCCCCGUGUGCGCGUGCGCCGGCGCGGCCGCGGUGGCGUCCGCGGCCUCCUCCGCCGACAUGGACCGCGUGGCCGCCGCGCAGACCGAGGGCCAGAUCGGCGCCGUCAACGACGAGAGCUGGAUCGCCGUCGACCUGAGCGACGACCUCUCCGGCGACGGCGGCGGCGCCGACCCCGGCGUCGCGAUCGAGGACCGCCCCGUCUUCCGCACCGAGAAGAUCAAGGGCAUCCUCCUCCACCCCUACAGGGUGCUCAUCUUCGUGCGCCUGAUCGCGUUCACGCUGUUCGUCAUCUGGCGUAUCUCGCACCGCAACCCGGACGCGAUGUGGCUGUGGGUGACGUCGAUCGCGGGCGAGUUCUGGUUCGGCUUCUCCUGGCUGCUGGACCAGCUCCCCAAGCUGAACCCGAUCAACCGCGUCCCGGACCUCGCGGUGCUCCGGCAGCGGUUCGACCGCGCCGACGGCACGUCCCGCCUCCCGGGCCUGGACAUCUUCGUCACCACGGCGGACCCGUUCAAGGAGCCCAUCCUGAGCACGGCCAACUCCAUCCUCUCCAUCCUUGCCGCCGACUACCCCGUGGAGCGCAACACGUGCUACCUCUCCGACGACUCCGGGAUGCUGCUCACCUACGAGGCCAUGGCGGAGGCCGCCAAGUUCGCCACCGUCUGGGUGCCCUUCUGCCGGAAGCACGGCAUCGAGCCUCGUGGCCCCGAGAGCUACUUCGAGCUCAAGUCGCACCCCUACAUGGGGAGGUCGCAGGAGGACUUCGUCAACGACCGCCGCCGUGUCCGCAAGGAGUACGACGAGUUCAAGGCCCGGAUCAAUGGCCUCGAGCAUGAUAUCAAGCAGAGGUCCGACGCGUUUAACGCCGCUAGGGGGCUUAAGGACGGCGAGCCCAGAGCUACGUGGAUGGCCGACGGGAACCAGUGGGAGGGCACAUGGGUUGAGCCAUCGGAGAACCACCGCAAGGGUGACCACGCCGGCAUCGUCUAUGUGCUUCUGAACCACCCGAGCCACAGCCGUCAGCUCGGCCCGCCGGCGAGCGCGGACAACCCGCUGGACUUCAGCAUGGUGGACGUUCGCCUCCCCAUGCUGGUGUACGUCUCCCGUGAGAAGCGGCCCGGGUUCAACCACGAGAAGAAGGCCGGCGCCAUGAACGCGCUGACCCGCUGCUCCGCCGUGAUCUCCAACUCGCCCUUCAUCCUCAACCUGGACUGCGACCACUACAUCAACAACUCGCAGGCGCUUCGCGCCGGCAUCUGCUUCAUGCUCGGCCGGGACAGCGACACGGUGGCGUUCGUGCAGUUCCCGCAGCGGUUCGAGGGCGUGGACCCCACGGACCUGUACGCCAACCACAACCGCAUCUUCUUCGACGGCACGCUCCGGGCGCUGGACGGCAUGCAGGGCCCCAUCUACGUCGGCACCGGCUGCAUGUUCCGCCGCAUCACGCUCUACGGCUUCGACCCGCCGAGGAUCAACGUCGGCGGGCCGUGCUUCCCGUCGCUCGGCGGCAUGUUCGCCAAGACCAAGUACGAGAAGCCCGGGCUGGAGCUCACCACCAAGGCCGCCGUCGCCAAGGGCAAGCACGGCUUCCUCCCGUUGCCCAAGAAGUCGUACGGCAAGUCGGACGCGUUCGUCGACACCAUCCCGAGGGCGUCUCACCCGUCGCCGUUCCUGAGCGCCGACGAGGCCGCCGCCAUCGUCGCCGACGAGGCCAUGAUCACCGAGGCCGUGGAGGUGUGCACGGCGGCGUACGAGAAGAAGACCGGCUGGGGCAGCGACAUCGGCUGGGUGUACGGCACCGUCACCGAGGACGUGGUGACGGGGUACCGGAUGCACAUCAAGGGGUGGCGGUCUCGCUACUGCUCCAUCUACCCGCACGCCUUCAUCGGCACCGCCCCGAUCAACCUGACGGAGCGGCUGUACCAGGUGCUCCGCUGGUCCACGGGGUCGCUGGAGAUCUUCUUCUCCCGGAACAACCCGCUGUUCGGCAGCACGUUCCUGCACCCGCUGCAGCGCGUGGCGUACAUCAACAUCACCACCUACCCGUUCACGGCGCUGUUCCUCAUCUUCUACACCACCGUGCCGGCGCUGUCGUUCGUGACGGGGCACUUCAUCGUGCAGCGGCCGACCACCAUGUUCUACGUGUACCUGGCCAUCGUGCUGGGGACGCUGCUCAUCCUGGCCGUCCUGGAGGUGAAAUGGGCGGGCGUCACCGUCUUCGAGUGGUUCAGGAACGGGCAGUUCUGGAUGACGGCCAGCUGCUCCGCGUACCUGGCCGCCGUGUGCCAGGUGCUGGUGAAAGUGGUGUUCCGGCGAGACAUCUCCUUCAAGCUCACAUCCAAGCAGCCCGCCGGCGACGAGAAGAAGGACCCCUACGCCGACCUGUACGUGGUGCGCUGGACCUGGCUCAUGGUGACCCCCAUCAUCAUCAUCCUCGUCAACAUCAUCGGAUCCGCCGUGGCGUUCGCCAAGGUGCUGGACGGCGAGUGGACGCACUGGCUCAAGGUGGCCGGCGGCGUCUUCUUCAACUUCUGGGUGCUGUUCCACCUCUACCCGUUCGCCAAGGGCCUCCUCGGGAGGCACGGCAAGACCCCCGUGGUGGUGCUCGUCUGGUGGGCAUUCACCUUCGUCAUCACCGCCGUGCUCUACAUCAACAUCCCCCACAUCCAUGGCCCCGGCGGCAAGCACGGCGGCGCGAUCGGAAAGCACGGCGCCGCCCACCACGGCAAGAAGUUCGACCUCGACAACCUCUCCUACAACUGGCCGUGAAGCACCGGGCAGCCAGCCGCCGCCGCCACCCAGCAUCUAUCGUCAAGCAUGCACAUACCUGCCCUGAUGAUGAUGAUGAUAUGGUGAGGCGGCCGCGAAGGAGAAGAGUACGUUUCCGUCCAUCCAUCCUUAGUACUACCUGGUGAUUGGUUGAUGAAGAGUGAAGACUACACAGCAACCCCACACAGCAUUUGAUCGACCCAGCGACGUACCCGCCAAAAUUUGAUUUUUCUUCUUUCUUCUCUUCUUUUUGCCCCCCCACCUUCUCUUCAUUCUUUUUUCUUUUAGUUUUGUCCAGAAAUUGAAAGAUGUGUUGAUUUGAUUUAGUUUUUUAAUUACCGUACCCGUGGUAAUUAAUUAUGUACCUACUUAUAUAUACAUUACAUUACAUUACGCCGAAGAAGAAGAGGAAGGAGGAAGGAAUCACCUUGUAUAAGACAUAAGUAAGAAGAGAGAAAUGCAGGGGAAUGUAGGAGGGGCUUACGGGUGGGGCCGGGGUGUCAGUGUCUGCCUGUCUGUACUGUACAUGCUGGAGUGGAGAGGAGUCACAUACAGAGAGAGUGAGAGGGGUCUAGGUCCCGGCUUUGGGUUGGUAUUCUUUUAGUAUAUGGAACACAAUAAAUUUAAUUUCAUUCUUGUUCUUGCGAAAAUGCAUGUGUGCACACCCUGCUGUGUCCUCCUGGACUGGUCUCUUUCUGUGGAUCCAUCAGAUCUUGUAUGUUACUCUACUGUUAGUAAUUGAUACUACUACUCCA